GAAUCUUGUCUGUCUCUCACAUGAUCCCCGCCCCGCUCGCUUUGCUCGUCGGUCGCAGUCUGGUCUGGUCUCAAGACUCCCUUCCCUUUUCUUCACUUUUUUAACCUUUCAGCCUUUUUGUUUGCCUUGAGCUGAGGUGAGCUGAGUUCGAGUUGCCAAACGAAAUCGUCACCUAGGGUUCCUCUUUUACUCCCCUUUUAUGUGACAUUUUUCAUUUUUAAAUUUAUCCCUACUUCUGCUUUCUUCUUGGAAAUUAUAUGUGAUCUGGUUGUGGUAGGUGUUGGGGCUGUGUUUUUUGGUGGGGGAUUUUGGAGGGGGGUGGGGAUUGUUGGGGUCAAACGAGCAAAAGUGAAAAAAUGGUGUGAUUUUAUUUAUGUGGGAUUACUUUUUGGAAGACGUGGUUGUGAAGCAAUUUAUGCUUGUUUUAGCUCUCGAUUCCUGUGGAUUUGCAGACUGGAGUUCAUGAAUCGCAGCUUCUAUUUGUGGAAGAGGAAUAUUCUGGAUCUCUUAUGCUCUUGUUUUUUACAAUUACGAAUCGCUCUUCCUGAUUGUUAGGUAUUGGAUUUAAGACAGGUCAUAAACAAUGGAUGCUGCAUUUCUAAUCUUCGAUUAUUUGGAGGUGAAACCGCUCCCCGUCUCUGCUAAGAGAGACCAUUUUGGAACAUGGUCAAGAAAUUAGGUUUUAUAGUUCCAGAUUUGGUUGCUGCAGUUAAACUUACUGUUUGUUCGUUGGUAUAUUGAGUUUCCAUUUGGUGAUGGAGGAUAUUGGACUGUUCAAUCAAGGUUUGAAAUGGUUGCAGUCGAAAGAUUGCUAUUCAGUAGCAAGGACUGCCAUGAGCUGUUUGAGGGACAAGAUUGGGAUUUUUAUGGAGCGGCAUUGGCCGAUGGUGUGCUGUGGCUGUGCUAGAUUGGGGAGAGGUCUGCUGUUCUUGUUGGAGUUUUGGAGGAACUGUUUUCUCUCGGGAUGUCGAUCUUUUGUUGGGCUGGGAUCGGCUGCUCUGCUCGUCAUUAUGUGGUGUUGCUUCCUAAGCUUGACAUCAAUGUCGUGCCUCUUGUAUGUGCUACUUAGUAUGGGAGCAGCUGGUGUUGCUGUUCAGUAUUUAGGCUACACUCCUGGACUUUUUAUUGUGGGGCUGUUUGCCAUUUUAAUUUUGUGGAUGUACGCUAACUUCUGGAUUACGGGUGCCUUGUUCGUAGUUGGUGGUUAUCUAUUUUCACUGAAUCAUGCACGGCUGGUGGUGCUUAUGGCGACCGUAUACGCUAUGUAUUGUGUUAAAGUUAGAGUAGGAUGGCUUGGAGUUGUUCUUGCAAUUAACCUGGCAUUUUUAUCCAACGAUCUAUUGAAAUAUUUGAUUAAGUGGUGUGAUAACUUGAGUGAAAACACUCCCUCUGACGAACAGAAGCAGUCUUACUCAUUUAGUGAGGAAGAUUUCUCCACUGAGUGUGAAUAUCCUGCCACUUCUGAUGUGGAAGGAGAAGAACAGGAGAAGUUGAACUCACAUAAAUCAGCUAGCAAACCUGCUAGCCCAUCAUCUUUUGUCGAGAAGCCUAAAGAAUUCGCUGCAAAGAAAGUGGAGAAAGAAGAUUCGGACUCGAUAACUGAGAUGGAGAGGAUAUUGAGUAGUGGCAAUCACUAUGAAGCACUUGGGUUUCCAUGUCAAAAGAAACUCGAUCUGGUGCUAUUGAAGAAGGAAUACCAUAAAAAGGCCAUGCUCGUGCACCCCGACAAAAAUAUGGGAAGUUCGCUAGCUAGUGAAUCGUUCAAGAAACUUCAAUGCGCGUAUGAGGUUCUUUCGGAUACUGCAAAGAAGAGAGAUUAUGAUGAGCAGCUCAGAAAAGAAGAAUCUAAGUGUGUGAUGCAGAAAUCCGCAAGCACUUCUUGUCAGAAUACUACUGAAUUUUGCUCUGAGGAGUCGAGGCGCAUACAGUGCACGAAGUGUGGCAAUUCACACAUAUGGGUUUGUACAAAUAGAACGAAGGCCAAAGCGAGAUGGUGUCAGGACUGCUGUCAAUAUCAUCCCGCAAAAGACGGUGACGGAUGGGUAGAAUCGGUGGUACUUGAUCAGCCUCACAAGGGAGGCAUACCCCGGGCUUUUGUGUGCGCCGAAAGCAGGGUUUUUGACGUAUCUGAGUGGGCAAUAUGUCAGGGGAUGAGUUGCCGCGAAAACACCCACAGACCCAGUUUCCAUGUAAACAUGGUUGGAUUAGGGACAUCAACUCAGAGAUCCAAUUCCAGCAGAUAUCCAUGGGAUUUGGAUGCCGAGAUGAUGGACGAGGAGGAUGAAUUUGAACUGUGGCUUCAGCAGGCCGUUGCAUCCGGACUUUUCUGCGAGACUUCGAAACGCAGGAAAACAUGGAGCCCCUUUAAGCUGACUCAGAAAAAGGGGAAGAAACAGUGGCGAAGAGCGUCUUAGACAACAAUUUUGGCUGUCCUGUCUGUACCGGUGAGUCGAGAUCUUCCUGGUUAAUAGCUUGCCCUAGAAAUGGAUGCACAUGAAAUUCUAUGGUGGAUCAGAGGAUUUGGAAACUUCUCAUUUUACACGUAACAUUAUGUAAAUAGUCAGUCAGUCUUCUUGUAGCUUUUUCCCUUGUCAGGGUCGGACGGUUUUUGCUUGCGCCCUCGACGUUUAAAUUGAACGUCGGGGCGGCAGCAAAGCUGGCGCCGUGUGUACAUUUAGAGAUUAGUUUAAGAACUUGCAGAUGCAAUAAAAGACAGCGUUUCCUCUCUAA
Messenger RNA from Andrographis paniculata, 2730 nucleotides. RefSeq lists its product as uncharacterized. The transcript is spliced from 9 exons. The record is from RefSeq and is a predicted model, not a curated record. NCBI's taxonomy places the organism in Eukaryota, Viridiplantae, Streptophyta, Magnoliopsida, Lamiales, Acanthaceae. The coding region runs from base 756 to 2414 and encodes 552 amino acids.